AUGGAUACCCUUUAUUCCUCGACAUGUCGUUCCCCUUCAUAUUCUGUUUCACCAUCAUCUUCUUCUUCAUCAUCGAUUAAUGGGCAGAAUCAUCAACGACUAAACUUCUCUUCUUGUAUUGCUAAAAGGGUUUUACCAGCUAAGGUUUCUUUUUAUUCUCGAAGAAAUUCUCAUUUAAAUGUGGUUCUCAAUCAAGAUGGUGCAGUGGCCACUCCAGUGACCCCAGUUGAAAAUGAGACUCCUUUUAGGAAAUGGAAAGAAGGGUUGUUGUCUUCAGUUCCAUCAACUGAGGAAAUUAAAGAACCAGCUAGUUUUGAUCAAAAUAAAGAUGAGUCAACUGUCAGUAUCACUGUGGUUGGAGCAUCUGGGGACCUAGCAAAGAAAAAGAUAUUUCCUGCACUUUUCGCUCUUUAUUAUGAGGGUUGUCUCCCUAAGCAUUUUACUAUCUUUGGUUAUGCUCGGAGCAAGAUGACUGAUGCUGAACUUAGAAACAUGGUUAGCAAGACCCUUACUUGCAGAAUUGAUAAGAGGGAGAAUUGUGGUGAAAAGAUGGACCAAUUUCUUAAGAGAUGUUUCUACCACUCUGGUCAAUAUGAUUCUCAGGAAAACUUUGCUGAGUUAGACAAGAAGCUGAAAGAACAUGAGGGUGGGAGAGUUUCUAAUCGCCUCUUUUAUCUAUCAAUUCCUCCAAAUAUAUUUAUAGAUGCAGUAAAAUGUGCAAGCUCAUCAGCUUCAUCUGGUAUUGGCUGGACCAGGGUCAUUGUUGAGAAACCCUUUGGCCGAGAUUCAGAUUCCUCAGCUGCUUUGACAAAAGCCCUCAAACAAUACCUAGAAGAGGAUCAAAUAUUCAGAAUAGACCACUAUCUGGGAAAGGAGCUUGUGGAAAACCUAUCUGUUCUUCGCUUCUCUAAUCUCAUUUUUGAACCCUUAUGGUCAAGGCAGUAUAUCCGAAACGUACAGUUGAUAUUCUCUGAAGAUUUUGGCACUGAAGGACGUGGAGGGUACUUUGACAAUUAUGGAAUAAUAAGAGACAUAAUGCAGAAUCAUCUGCUUCAAAUACUAGCCCUCUUUGCAAUGGAAACACCUGUCAGUCUGGAUGCAGAAGACAUCAGAAACGAAAAGGUCAAAGUUUUACGAUCGAUGAGGCCUUUGCAACUUGAAGAUGUUGUGGUUGGGCAGUAUAAGAGUCACACAAAAGGAGGAGUUACUUACCCAGCAUACACUGAUGACAACACUGUGCCAAAAGGCAGCUUAACCCCAACAUUUGCUGCGGCCGCUCUCUUCAUAGAUAAUGCAAGAUGGGAUGGAGUGCCUUUUCUAAUGAAAGCUGGCAAAGCAUUACAUAAUAAGAGUGCUGAGAUACGGGUACAGUUCAGGCAUGUGCCUGGCAACUUAUACAACCGGAAUUUUGGAACGGAUCUUGAUCGGGCUACAAACGAGCUUGUUAUUCGAGUGCAGCCAGAUGAAGCUAUCUAUUUGAAAAUCAAUAACAAGGUUCCUGGAUUGGGAAUGAGAUUGGACCGUAGCAAUCUGAAUCUUCACUACGCAGCAAGAUAUUCAAAGGAGAUUCCAGAUGCAUAUGAGAGGCUUCUGCUGGAUGCAAUUGAAGGGGAAAGGAGAUUGUUUAUCAGGAGUGAUGAACUGGAUGCAGCUUGGUCCCUUUUCACCCCUGUUCUUAAGGAGCUUGAAGAGAAAAAGAUUAUCCCCGAGUAUUAUCCUUACGGUAGUCGAGGCCCUGUUGGGGCUCACUAUCUUGCAGCAAGAUACAAAGUCAGAUGGGGCGACCUUAGUAUAGAACAAUAA
Messenger RNA from Dovyalis caffra, 1803 nucleotides. NCBI's taxonomy places the organism in Eukaryota, Viridiplantae, Streptophyta, Magnoliopsida, Malpighiales, Salicaceae. The record is from the annotation of a GenBank genome assembly.